AUGGAUCUCCAGGAUUCCCAACAGCAGCAGCAGCAGCAGCAGCAGCAGCAACAGCUCCAGCUCCAGCUCCAGCAGCAGGAACAAUAUGGUUACGCAGCGCCGCCAAACGGCUCGAGACCCGCUGUGGUCCGCAAGAAAUUUGCCAAACCGCCUGUCAAAGUGGCCUGUCUAGCCUGUCGGGCUUCUAGAACACGAUGCGACGGUCAGGACCCUUGCACCAAUUGCGCCAACAAGAGCAGAAGUUGUUCCUACUUGCCGAGCAAGAGAGGAGGGCCAAGAAAGAAGAAAAAGGCCGCAGUCUCCCCCGAGGCGACGACUGCUCACGAUCAUUCUCCCCAUCUCAUAGUAGCACCAACUCCCCAUCUGGAUCAAUCCGCAGGAAUGUUCAGUCAGAUCGAUUCUUUCUCGAUGCCUGGAGCCGGCUUGAGGCAUCUUGACUAUUCACCCCAGGUCCAUGAUGUGUUUACGGGAUUCGUUGGGCCCGCGGCAGGUGGCGAGCAACUACAUGUCCCGGUAGGUAUGGGACCGACUCCUUCGCCUCCAAGUCUACCCAUGCAGUAUAUGGUGCGGACGUAUGGGAGCGAGUAUGAAAUAUUGAACGCCUACUAUGACUUCAUUCACCUUUAUUUUCCGAUCCUUCCUCCUUGCACCACACCUCCCUGCCCAGAUCAGCCGCAGAGUUGUACGGGAUCCUCCUCCAGCUCUCCUUCAGGCGAGCCUCGGCUGGUACACAGGCCACGAUCACCUCUCAGCCUGGCAAUAUCUGCCAUCUUAGCCCUGAUCCCACAUCCAAACGACCCGGACCCGUCCAGUGCAGGCUCUGUGCUAGCCCGCCGGACACAUGCAAACUUAUUCGCCCAGAUGGCAGCAUCUGCCGUCGAAGAAGACUGCGAGCUUGUAGAUUCAUCGACCGAUCCGUCACAAGCGUUGUCUGGCGCCAGCCCUCUCAUCGACCGCGAGCCUCUCCAUUCGCGAACUCCCGUUGAACUCGAGUGUAUCCUUGCCCUGCUGAUCCUGUGUAUCUAUGAAUAUUCGCAGCGAGGGAAUUUGAUCAAGAUGAGGUACCGUGCGAGCCAAGCGUUGUCCAUUGCACUUGACAAGUCUCUCCACUCCCUGUGCGAUGAACAUGAUGUAUUUGCAGAGGCAAGGCGGAGAGCUUGGUGGAUGACGUACUACUGUGUUUUACAGGGGUCUAUCGUUAGCGGAACUGCGCCCGCUAUCGUCAUCAAUGACCCUCGAUUUGUGACACCGUACCCCCAUUUUCCGUCAGAUCCUGAGGGGUGGUCAAUCCUGAUACAGGCUCAACAAGUGCUGGUCACGGCGACCCAAUUCGUUGUCGACUUGAGCAAGUGUGUCGCCACGGGAUCAGACAUGCAAUACAUAUACAAGCAAAUGGAGCAUCUGGAAGUGUGGUCUAAGUCUGCGAUGGAGCGGGCAAAUCAGCUUCCUAUAGUCCGAAUCAAUCCUGGAGACCAGGUCGAGUCAGUCACUGCCGAAAGCAUACGAGCAAUAUCGCGGAUCAAAAUCUCGAGUGCCCAGAUUAAGACGCACCGUUUCCGGGCAUUUUCAGACAUCCCCCUCUUCAUCAGGAAACAUUGCGACCUGACCACGACCAAGGCCUAUGGCACAGGCGAAGCUCCCGUCGAAAUCACCCACCUCUCGUGUUCGUGUAGCAACCUGGAGCCGUUUGUCCAUUCGUCAAGUGUGGACAGUUGCAACAAUACCGCCUCCCCCGCUUCUCCUUCCGCAUCCACGCCAUCCACGGACUUUGCCCCUAUCCUCCAACCUCCCGUCACGGCCGAUUUCCCGUUUAGCACCCAGUACUCGGCAAAGGUGUGUCUGCGUGCUGCCCUCGUCGCCGCACAGAUGUUUCACAACCUGCCUGUCCCAAAGCCGACCUCAUACAUCCCCAUUCCCAACUCUCCUACAGCAACACUGCACCUGCAGCUCCCGCGGACAAUGCCAUCCUUUGCUUGCUGUCUGAUGCAAAGCAGCUAUGCCUUGUUCAUGCUCUACUACAAGCUCCGGGUUGCGAAACAACUCUCCCCGGAACUCAAGGGCGAAGGCUACCCCGAAUCGUCCGACAGGGUGGUCGAGGAGCUACAAAGGGGGCUCACCCGUAUCAUGGGUGCCGUCAGCAAUUAUUCGAUUGCGUUCGAAGCCCUGGGUGGUAUGAGAGAUGAAAUUGAGGGCGCUUAUCAAACAGCAUUCAUUGACGCAUAA
This is a messenger RNA of Penicilliopsis zonata CBS 506.65, 2223 nucleotides long. RefSeq lists its product as hypothetical. The record is from RefSeq and is a predicted model, not a curated record. Gene Ontology annotation, biological process: regulation of DNA-templated transcription. NCBI's taxonomy places the organism in Eukaryota, Fungi, Ascomycota, Eurotiomycetes, Eurotiales, Aspergillaceae. Gene Ontology annotation, molecular function: DNA-binding transcription factor activity, RNA polymerase II-specific; zinc ion binding. The transcript is spliced from 10 exons. Bases 1 to 2223 code for a protein of 740 amino acids.